AAAAUAACUGAUCAAACUCAGAUCGGUGAAAUAAAAAAAUCAGACAUUAAAAUUUUGAAAUUAUUAGUUUCGUCUAUCUAUCAACUAAACGGCACGGUUAAAUAUUUAUCUUUUUAGGAAAAUGAAAGCAGAAGAAAUCCAGUCUAUUAAGCCAAAAGAAAUUGGACGUCGAUCUCCUUCUGAGGAAAAGUUAGUUAAAAGUGCUGAUAAAGUUGUUGACCAUCAAGGUAUUGAUUUUCAAGAUAAAGAAAUAUUAGUACAACAAGAUGAUACACAAGUUGACGAUCAAUGUAUUGAAAAUGAAGAUGACAUUGAUACAAAAACACGUGAAAAUCAAGCAACCACCACUCAAUCAUCCGAGAAUCCAAAAGAGGAAACCGAUAAUUUGGGUAAUGCGUCAUCUUCAUCAGUCGACUACAAACGUUUAGUAUUGUGGCGCAAUCCGCGGUUGACUUUAUUUUACUGUCUUAAAGAACUGCUUCUUUACACACAAAAAAUGCUUGACAAAGCAAUCCAAUGCCGGAAGGUCAUCUAUGUUGUAAUCCUUCUUCUUGUUGUAUCCCGAUGUCUUGUCUACUCGUUCUUUUCAAACCACCCAUUUGUACUACGGGUGCAGCAGAAGUUCCUCAGGUGCAUUUAUUGGUUCUCCCUAGGGAUGUUGUCUUCUGUAGGGUUAGGGACAGGAGUUCACACCUUUGCGUUGUACUUGGGUCCUUACAUAGCCUCAGUGACUGUAGCAGCCAAUGAAUGUGGCUAUCUUGACUUUGGAGAGCAAGCCAAUCAGACCACACACUGCCCUCAAGAUUCCGACCAUAGACAAGUCGCUACGUUGUGGAACAUCAUGAGCAAAGUACGUUUGGAGUCUUACAUGUGGGGCCUGGGCACGGCUGUAGGGGAACUUCCACCUUACUUCAUGGGUAGAGCCGCAAGAAUCUCCGGGGAAGAAAAAGACGCGCUUCUGGAGAUCGAAGAGCUAGAAAGAAAAUCUCCGGAAUCUCUCACGUUCUUGGAUCGAGUCAAGUUAAGCGUGAGAUACUUGGUAGUCGAAGCUGGAUUUUGGGGGAUCCUCGCAUGCGCGUCAAUUCCAAAUCCCUUUUUCGAUUUGGCAGGAAUCACAUGCGGUAGUUUCCUGGUUCCAUUUUGGACAUUUUUCGGAGCGACUGUCAUCGGCAAAGCCAUAAUCAAGACAACCAUCCAACAAGUAUUUGUUAUACUUUCGUUCAACAAUUUCUUUCUCGAUUGGGUGUUUGAGAUGGUUUCUAAAAUACCAAUGGUUGGUGGUCGGUUGGAAACUUACUUCUCGGAAUAUAUAGCCAAGCAGAAGAAGAAGCUAAGUGGAGACAGGGUUGUUGAUAAUGCAAGUAGCGGAUGGUUUUCCAUGCUGUACCACGGCUUUGUUGUGUGCACAUUUUUUCAUUGUUUUGUAUCAAUUAUCAACUCUUUAGCUCAAAGUCACUUCCGGCGUCUUGAACGAGAUGAAAGUAACAAGUGUAAAUAAAAAUUGUAUGCUAAUUUUGCUUUA
This is a messenger RNA of Macrosteles quadrilineatus (aster leafhopper), 1522 nucleotides long. RefSeq names its product vacuole membrane protein 1-like. The record is from RefSeq and is a predicted model, not a curated record. Bases 122 to 1498 code for a protein of 458 amino acids. The transcript has a single exon. Lineage: Eukaryota; Metazoa; Arthropoda; Insecta; Hemiptera; Cicadellidae.